UGGCAGAGAUGCAGAAGCAGCAGCAACAGAGGAGGUGCAGUCAUAAUAAGAGCUCAGAGAAAAAAUAGAAAGAGAAAAAUAGCAUUGGCAUGCAGCACUGUAAUCAGAACCAUUAGUUCAUAUCCAUGUACAGAAGAUUCUGCAACACAAUGGUCCCUCAAAUAAAUAUACCUACUAUACUACUCUCCUUUUAACACUCUCAACUCCUCUCCUCUCCUCUAUACUCUCUUCUCUGCAAGAACAAGUUUUUGUUUCUUGAUUCCUAUUUUACCCUUUUGUUGUUGAUUUCAUCAUGAAUGGAAGAAACAGGCAUCCUUUUACUCCAACUCAGUGGCAAGAGCUUGAACAUCAAGCUCUUAUCUACAAAUACAUGGCUUCUGGUAUCUCCAUUCCACCUGAUCUUCUACUCACCAUCAAAAGAAGCUACUUAGACUCUUCAAGGCUCUUACCUCACCACUCUCAACACUUUGGGUGGAACUAUUUACCAAUGGGAUUAGGAAGAAAAAUAGACCCUGAACCAGGAAGAUGUAGAAGAACAGAUGGAAAGAAAUGGAGGUGUUCAAAAGAAGCAUAUCCAGAUUCAAAGUACUGUGAGAGGCACAUGCAUAGAGGGAAAAACCGUUCAAGAAAGCCUGUGGAAGUUUUGAAAACAACAACAACAAACACAGAUUCUGCAGCUGCUACUUCAUCAAUCUUAUCAAUGACUAAAAAUAGUAGUUUUGAUCCUGAUCAUAAUACUGCAGCACUAAACCCAACAACUCAUGACAGUACUUACCAUUACCCUCAACACUCUUCUUAUGCUUCUUCCCAUCUUAACCACUCUUUCCUUUACCAUAACCCUCCAUCUUCAAGGCCUAAUUUCUCAUUUCAAGACAACACUAGUGCUGCUCCCAUGUUUCUUGACAGUACUGGUUCUUCCUCUCACAAUAACAACAACAACAACACUGAUUGCAGAAACAGGUAUGUUUAUGGACUGAAAGAGGAGGUGGAUGAGCAUGCUUUCUUCACUGAACCUUCUGGAACUAUGAGAAGUUUAUCAGCUUCAUCAAUGGAUGAUUCAUGGCAACUCACACCACUUACUAUAAGUUCAUCUUCCUCUUCAAAACAGAGGAAUUGCUCUGGUUUAUCCAAUGACAAUGAGUACUCUUACUUGCAACUUCAAAGCCUAAGUAACAACAAUAACAACUCAAAACAACCACAGCAACAAGAUCAAAGGUUUUACAUCUCAGGUAGUGAAGAAACAUUCAUGAAACAAGAAAAAGAAGAACCUCAGAAGAUUUUCCAUCGUUUCUUUGAUGAAUGGCCACCCAAAAGCAGUAGAAAUUCAUGGCUUGAUUUGGAUGAUAAAUCAUCCACCACUCAGCUUUCAAUUUCCAUUCCUACAGCACAUCAUGAUUUCACAACUUUUAGUUCCACAAACCAACGAGAUGGUUAAGCAUGGAUUUGAAUGAUGGGUGGGUCCCUAGUGAUUGAAUCUAAGACCAAUAAUAAUGUAGUAGUAGUAGUAGUAGUACUAGUAGUUCAUUUAUAUUUUGUGUGAGGUUUUGUGGUUAGUUUGAGUUGAAUUGUUCC
Trifolium pratense (red clover) is the source of this 1572-nucleotide messenger RNA. RefSeq names its product growth-regulating factor 1-like. Gene Ontology annotation, biological process: regulation of DNA-templated transcription; DNA-templated transcription; developmental process. The coding region runs from base 293 to 1435 and encodes 380 amino acids. The record is from RefSeq and is a predicted model, not a curated record. Lineage: Eukaryota; Viridiplantae; Streptophyta; Magnoliopsida; Fabales; Fabaceae. Gene Ontology annotation, cellular component: nucleus. The transcript has 4 exons. Gene Ontology annotation, molecular function: ATP binding.